Limulus polyphemus (Atlantic horseshoe crab) is the source of this 2130-nucleotide messenger RNA. It is a transcript of the gene lama, whose product is annotated as putative phospholipase B-like 2. Gene Ontology annotation, molecular function: glycerophospholipase activity. Bases 201 to 1850 code for a protein of 549 amino acids. Gene Ontology annotation, biological process: phospholipid catabolic process. NCBI's taxonomy places the organism in Eukaryota, Metazoa, Arthropoda, Merostomata, Xiphosura, Limulidae. Gene Ontology annotation, cellular component: extracellular region. The record is from RefSeq and is a predicted model, not a curated record. The transcript has 12 exons.
ACUUCUGUUGGUGUGGGAGCUGAACUUACACGAGCAGUCUGAGAUGUGUGUGGUUUGUUGAGUAAUACGUAAAAGUAAAGGUGGAUGUUAUUUUUUUAGUUGUCGUAAACCAUUAUUUCAAGUGAGUUUUAGGAAAUUUAUUACUACUUUUCUACACUAAGGUUGUUGUUACGGAAGAACAUUAUCCUGAAAUUACUGCCAUGCCUAUUACAGUAAAACAUUUUUAUUUGUUGAUGAUCUGUUUUGUUCUUCACAAAAAUGUUGAAGCUACAGUAAAUGCUUCAGUGACAUUUGACCCUUCUACUGGUUUGUACCAUAUUCAUGAAAACAUUAAAAGUGACUCGGUUGCCUGGGCAACUUUUACAGAUGAAAUUUUCAAAACUGGGUGGUCCUACCUCCAAGUAUGGACAAAUGGAACGUAUGAUGAUACUAUGCAAGUAUAUGCAGCUGGGUUGGUAGAAGGAUACCUCACCAGAUCUCUCAUUAAGAAUCACUGGAGAAACACUGUUGCUGAUUAUUGUAAUGGGGAGAUAGAGUAUUGUUACAGACUGCGGGAGUUUUUGCAGACAAAUCUAAAUUAUAUGACUGAUAACAUUUCUCUCUAUAGAACAACACGGAGUUACUGGCAUCAAGCAGGGCUCAUUCUUGAACAGAUAAGUGGCAUUGAAGAUGGCUACAUGAAUGCUCCUACUCAACCUAGGACUAAAUUGGAUGUAGUUGGAAUUAUGUUUUCCAAUAUCUGUGGUGACCUUGAAGAUUUAGAGGUUGUUCUAAAGAAAACUCGACCGAGACGUAAGCUUGGGGAAGGCUCCUGCUCGGCUCUAAUUAAACUGUUGGAUGGAAAUAAAGAUAUCUAUGUUGCUCACGAUACGUGGACUGCUUACAAUACUAUGUUGAGAGUAUUAAAGAAAUACAAUCUGCAGAUUCAUGUUUCUCCACAGAAAGGGAGUCCUCUAGUGCCAGGCCACACAGUUUCCUUUUCUUCUUCUCCAGGAAUGAUAUUUUCAGGAGAUGACUUCUAUGUUAUUUCCUCAGGACUGGUUACAAUAGAAACUACCAUAGGCAACGAUAACUCUACUCUAUGGAAGUACGUUCAACCCGAAGGUACAGUCUUGGAGUGGAUUCGUAACUUGGUCGCUAACAGAAUGUCAAAGACUGGAGCUGAAUGGGUGAGCUGGUUUAAGAAGUUCAACAGUGGAACGUAUAACAACCAGUGGAUGAUAGUGGACUACAAACGAUUUAAACCAGGUAAAGAGAUAUCUCCUGGACUUCUUUGGGUACUGGAGCAACUGCCGGGUCAUGUGGUGAGUGGAGAUGUCACAAAAGUGCUGCUGAAAAAUGGUUACUGGGCCAGUUAUAAUACUGCAUAUUUCCCGGAUAUCUUCAACAUGAGUGGAAGUGCGGAGAUGGUUAAAAAGUUUGGAGAUUGGUUCAGCUACGAUCGUACUCCUAGAGCUUUGAUUUUUAAGCGCGAUCAAGGGAACGUUCACGAUAUUGACAGCAUGACUCGUCUAAUGAGGUACAAUAACUUCACCAAAGAUCCACUGUCUCGAUGUAACUGUACACCCCCAUAUAGUGCAGAAAAUGCUAUUGCAGCUCGUUGCGACUUGAACCCUAAGAAUGGAAGCUAUCCCUUUUCUGCAUUAGGUCACAGGUCUCAUGGAGCCACUGACAUGAAGUUAACCACAUUUGGACUGUCCCAGAAAUUUGAGUUUGUUGCAAUUGGUGGACCAACUCAUGAUCCCUUACCACCUUUUCAGUGGAGCAAAUCUGACUUUUCUAAAGACCUACCACAUCAUGGUCACCCCGAUCUAUGGGUCUUCAAACCUGUUACCCAUCACUGGAAGUAGAAACCUUUUACAUUGUUAUCGAUGGACAUAUUUGAGAGAAGUUGAAGCUACAAGAAGAGACUUGAAAUAUUUAAAUUAAUUGAAUAUAUUAAAUGUGUACUGGAAUUAAUCAUUUUUGUAUAAAAAGGGGGAAUGAGAUUUAAUUUUGUUAAGAAAUAAAAAGCUAAAACUGAAUUAUGCUUUGAAGUUUUAAAUUAACCAACUACAUUUCGUAGUGCUAGGGCAAAAAUUAGAUAAAACGAUGUUAUUUGUUUUAUGUAUGUACAUAAUAAAAAAAAAA